Messenger RNA from Fonsecaea pedrosoi CBS 271.37, 1623 nucleotides. RefSeq lists its product as uncharacterized. The record is from RefSeq and is a predicted model, not a curated record. The coding region runs from base 1 to 1623 and encodes 540 amino acids. Lineage: Eukaryota; Fungi; Ascomycota; Eurotiomycetes; Chaetothyriales; Herpotrichiellaceae. The transcript has a single exon.
AUGCCGAAGAAACACCAAAAACGAGUCCUAUUCCUCAAACCGCAGUCCAGCAGUCCUCAUACCCUCUCGCUCUCGAAGUCCUCCAAACCUGAAAACUCGGAUACUCCACGCACCGUCAAUGACCUGAUUCGGGAGUCUCGUCGUCAGCAAUUGAGAAAUGGCACGAGAUCUGACACUGCAGCUAACGCAUCCUCUGUCCACCCCUCUGUGAGAGCCGUCCUUGACCUACCCACCCCGCCUGCGCCUGCCCCACGACCCAGAUUUGGUCCUCGCGUAGCUGGCGGUGAGUUGGGUCCGAGUCUGCUGUGGCACAUCCCUGGUCCACCUCCACCACAGAGCUGGCUUACAGGCAGACGCGGUACUUCGACUGUUUCCAGUUAUCCUGUCGCUCUUGCCACCGAUCCAGACAUUGGCAAUGGUCGCAUUCAAGUGCGGUCGAGUAAUCUGCCAAACGGAGCCUUCCCCUCUGUCACCUCCCUCCAGCAUCUCGUGUUGAAGAGCAUAGCAUGCAAUUGGGAAUGGCACGCAGAGAACGACGGCGACUAUUUUGUGGAUCUGCCUAUCUUACUCAGGGAAAAUCUCUUGAGCUACAUUGCCGUAUACAGCGAGACGGUCCGGAGUAAUCCCUUGAAGAUUCUGUUUUUAGAUGAAACGGACACCGAGGACAAGGCGCAGGUCACAAGGCUGGACUUAAGCAACGCCGUCGGGACUUGGACGACUUUGAAACAGUUGGAAAGAAAUCUAUUGGUUAAGAAUGCAGGUACUACGACUAUCAAGAAGACGGCCGAAAAUCGAACUUAUACAAUGGAUCCUACUCCAGAUAGCUGGGACACUGAUGCAAACGGUGAACACGCAACAGACACUCUAAUGAUCACUCCACUGCCUAGAACUAUCCACACCUUCAAGAAUUUGAGGCAUCUGUCCCUCGCUGUCUCUCCAUACAACUUCAAGGCUGCCUCGUGGUCUUCGCUUCUUGCUCUGACUGCUGAAUUGGGCACUUUGACCUCUCUUUCACUGGCACACUGGCCUCAACCUACACUCACGCCAAACGCCGCGUUCACACGAGCCCUAAUCAACCGGCCCGAUUUAGCAUCGGCUGUGUACGACGGAUCGGACAUUCAUACGUCUCUCGACGACGACGACUGGCGAGAAGCAGCAGGAAUACUGCGGACACUGAGCCGCUCGUUAUACUGCCUAAGAUGGCUGGAUCUUACAGGUUGUGGAGACUGGUUUGCUGCACUUGAAUGGAAAAGCCCACUGGCCGUAUCGUUCUUCUCUCUACCCUCAUUUUCCCCUCCUGGGGAGGAAACGGCUGGCCCUGAAUGGAACAGUGGCUGGCGUGGGCUGGAGACGCUGAUUCUAGAAGUCGGAUGGAGACCGGUUCGUCCUUCGGCGAUAGGACACGGCACUCCAGCCAAGGAUGAGGAUAUCGAGGCCGAGCGUAGGCUCUAUCGGUACAAGAAAGAGCGUGAACGCUUCGACAGGAUUCGAAGCACUGCGCAGUCUGUGGCGCGACAUUUGCGGAGUGUCCGCAAGGCGGCAGGCGGCAAGUGGAUCGAGGUCAAAGUAAGUGAGGAGCUGGUAGGGUCUUCCGAACGUGAUGGGCGAUUGGUAGAGAUAUGA